AGAUGUUAUCCGGAAUUGCAUAAUCGACGAACAGUUUCACGUCUAGUUUAGGAAACUCGAUCCGCUUUGAGAAAAUGUCCAAUCUGGCCAAAGUCCCUUUCCUAACAGGCGUUAGACGAUUGUUCUAUUUAGUGUCAGUAAACGAAUCUUCGUUUAAAGAUGUGGAAGAGGUUCCUCUUUACAUCAACGAAGCUACACCUUUCUUCUUUGUGUGUAUGUUCCUGGAAAUGGCAGUUAUGUGGUAUAAAAAGGACAAACAAAUCAGAUUCAAUGAUGGGGCCACAUCUCUCUUUGCUGGACAGUAUUCCAGAUUCCCAAUAAUCCUUGGUCUGACAUCCUUCUCUUUUACUGGAUAUGUUUGGGUGUAUGACAACUACAAUAUUUAUGAACUGCCUUGGGAUUCGGCCUGGACUUGGUGGCUCUGCUUCCUUGCAGUGGAUUUUGCAUUUUACUGGUUUCACAGAUUGGCACAUGAGGUAAAUUUCAUGUGGGCUGCCCAUCAAGUACACCACAGUUCUGAGUACUGCAAUCUGACAACAGCACUGAGACAAUCGGUACUUCAGAUAUACACUUCUUGGGUAUUUUACCUUCCUCUUGCUUUAUUUAUACCACCCUCCAUCUUCAUGGUUCAUAAUGAGUUGAAUAUAUUGUUCCAGUUUUGGAUCCACACUCAGUUCAUAAAAUCACUGGGUCCGCUGGAAUAUAUUCUCAACACCCCCAGCCAUCACAGAGUUCAUCAUGGAAGAAAUCCUUAUUGCAUAGAUAAAAACUAUGCUGGCACACUCAUCAUAUGGGACAGAUUGUUUGGCACCUUUCAAGCUGAGGAUGAAGAGGUUGUGUAUGGGUUGACACACCCAAUCAAUACAUUUGAUCCAAAUGUCAUUCAGUUUGGAUGUUUGAAGUACAUGAUUGAGAGGUUCAGUGAGGUGAAGGGAUGGAAAAACAAGCUGAGAGUAGUGUUCUGUGGGCCAGGAUGGGCUCCAGGCAAACCAAGAACUGGAGAUAUCAAUGAUAUUCCUGUGGUGAAAGCCCCAUGGCCCCAGUAUCACAUGAACCUCCCAAGCUGGGUCAGCGUAUAUGCAGCAGUACACUUCACACUGGAACUUUUCUACUAUCAGGAAGUGACAGCUAGGAGUGCGGGCCUGUCUCAGUUGUCCAUUUUGCUUUUUCUCCUCCAUAUUGGAUUUUGCCUGACCUGCUUUGGAAAGAUUUUUGAUAAUGAUCCAUCUGCUCCUCAGUACGAGCUUCUAAGAUGUUUCCUGACGUUAUGUGGUGAUGUUGCCUUGUGUCACUAUGGUUUCUAUGGAGCCCCUGGUUACAGACCCACCUUUGUCAUAUUUCUACAAGCAGUGUUUAUGUUCUCUCUCUGCGUGUGGUCGUCUGUCAUUUACAACACCGUCACGAAAACCAAGAAAGUAGACUAGCUUCUGUGUUUAUUCUGCACAAUGCAUCAAAGUUCUGUGAUAGUUCUCAUGAGGCAAUUUAUGUUUCUUAAAUAUUUCAAACAUAUCGGUGAUAAAGAUUUUUUUGUUUAUAUUUAUGUGUAUUACAUACAUGUAUAUGUCAUAUGUUGAUUUCAUUGCUCUGCAGAUAUAGAUACCGAUUGUAAAGUUUUAGUCUAUUGAAGGAGACAAUCUGGUUUUAAUAGCAAUUAGAUGACAAGCAUAAUGUGGUUAAAUGAGUUUAAACUUGAUUGUUUCAUUCUUUAAUAAAGAUGGUGCUUCUAGUAUUUUGAUAAAUACAUUUAUAUGAUUGUAUUAAUUAUUAACAAUAAAGUUUUGUUAUGAAAUUUA
Molecule: messenger RNA, 1793 nt
Organism: Ostrea edulis (European flat oyster)
Lineage: Eukaryota; Metazoa; Mollusca; Bivalvia; Ostreida; Ostreidae
Product: alkylglycerol monooxygenase-like
Exons: 11
Coding region: 75-1424 (449 amino acids)
Biological process (GO): lipid biosynthetic process
Cellular component (GO): endoplasmic reticulum
Molecular function (GO): iron ion binding; oxidoreductase activity
Source: RefSeq, a predicted model, not a curated record